CCAAUCUUGUUGGUACAAGUGAGAUUGGACAGGCAUACUAUUUAUGUCCUUGUUGACAUCAACGACUCCGUUGCAAUAAAAAAACAGAAGCGGAUUGUGUAUUCAAGCACAAAGGCAUCUUUCCCAAAUCAUCAUAACCAACAUAUAGAAAGAAUGCGGCACAUGACACACUAGAACGAGUGUGCCACGUUGCUGACACUUUCCUCCGCGAUUACCCUCUCAACAUUCAACCUCCUUUCACGACGAUGCGCCGCGUGCAUACCGUUUCGAUUCAAAUCCCGACCACUCGCCCCGACCAGAAUAUCCACUUCCGAAGUCUGCAUGUCCUCCCCAGCGAGACCUGUGCGAUUCGAUAACGCUAUUCACUCUUCCUCCCCGGACCUUCCCUCCCUUAUCGACAUAUUUCGAAAAAGUCCCCAAAAAGCGCCCCCUCUGCGCACCGGCAGUAAUGCCACCCCCAUGCCGACUGUGGCGCGGAGCACGUUCACGACUGCUGUCAACCUCUUACGCGAAGCUCCUGAGAUCGAUAUAGAGACCGAGCAAAUCGCGUAUUCGCCACCGCGCAAGACCAAACCUGUCCGAAAGCGCGUCAAGUCACAAGCUGCAAACGACAUCGAAAAGGAGCUAACCAAGAAAACGAGUUCCCCCAUCGAGAUCGCAUCAUCCCCGCAGGAAAAGCCGUGGCAAAAGUUCAAGAACAUAUCUGAUAGCAGACACAAAACGACCCAUGGAGACGAAACACAGUCGGAAUUGCCCAAGGGCCGAGCGAGGAAGCCGGCUGUGAAAGACAAGGCGGCGAAAAAGAAACACACCGAGAAUGUCUCUAGACAUAUCUCGAAGCCUGAACAGAAGAAAAAAUGGUCACCAGUUACCGGGGAAGAGAUUUGUGGCCUACAAGAAGCGGCCAUGGCAAGGCGCAACGACUGGACACCACCUCCGGAAGACCAGGCUGAAAUACUUGGAUCCGAAUCAGAUACCCGAGAGAUUACCUCGCCUUCACGAAUAGCAGCCGUAUCGAAAGAUAUAUUUUCAAAUUUAUACGACACGUAUGCUUGCAAAGACAGCGAGAAAUGCUCACCCGGUCCAUCUUCCGCCCAGUCAGGCGAGCCAGUCGCUGAUGUGCUGGGAAAGCGCAAGCGUCUUGACAUGAUUUUGACGGGCAAUAACAAGCCUCCAAGAGAAACAUCGCCCAAAAAAGUCUCCGCCAUCAAGAAGAAGACUCGUACAAUCACUGAACUGGCAACUGCACCCUACGCUGUGCCAGAAAUUGACCUGCUUGCUCCAGGCACCAAGGAGUCCCUACUCAACUAUUUCGACUCGGAUGGCGCCGUUAAGGCUCUGGUUGAGCAUCAAUCGGCUCUCAUGGAUUUCAAAGCCAACCAACCAAAGAAACCUGCGGUUAAGCCGAGGAAGACGAAGAAGAAGACAGGCACCGUCGAACAGCCGAUCCUCCUCUCCCCAUCUACGGCUUUGAAAACAUCACGCAGUCAAGACUUCGUGUUUGGCACAUCGAGUCAACUAGUCCUGGAGGAAUCCCCGACCGCCUUGCGAGACUUGCAAAUGGCCAUACAAGCUUCCAAUCAAAUUGACCAGGAUGAUCCAUUUGUCAGUUCACCUGCUCUCCGAGCUACCAACAAAACGGGUCUUUGGAACGCUGGUUCACGGGACCGCAAUGGUGAACUACUCAAUGUGGAACUGGCCGACUUGGUUGAUGCGUCGGCAGCUUCUAUAUCUGGCGAGUCUGCCCCCAACGAGAUUGAUCGUCCCGUGUCAGAUAAAUUCCCUGACAAUAAUGACCUCGAUCUUGGAUUAUCCGGUUCCCCAGCGGCCUCUCCUCUUCCCUAUUCGGACGGCUUUAUCGACAUCAACGAGAUCGACCUCGACUACCCUCAUGUCACUCAUGUCAAAAAGGCUGACCCCAGCUCCAAACCGUCUCUACCGAGCGGCACGCUCUCAGAUGCGUCUGUGUCUUCCAUCACCGAAAUGGCAAGCACCCCUCGUCCCAACUACGAACUAUUCACAGAUGUGCAGCUUGCCAAGAAGAUUACGUCUUUCGGGUUUAAGGCAGUCAAAAAGCGUCAAGCUAUGAUCGCAUUGCUUGACCAAUGUUGGGAAAGCCAGCACCCACAGAUUUCGAGGGUGGAAUCCAGCACCCGAGUGGCAACCAUGUCAACGUCUGCGGCCUCGAGCGCCCAAGUUAACACUUGUCUGAAAAAGCAGCAGACUGCCGCAGCGCCAAUAGCCACUGCAGAGCUGGCGAGGAAGCCGCGCGGUAGGCCGAGAAAGGACACUCGAGCAACCACGUCACCAUCUUCCAAAACUACAAAAACGAAACCGAAACCGAAAGCAAAAGCGACAUUGGCGGUGAAAUCAUCGCCAAAGAAACCAAGUGCUCAGUCAAGAGACGACUCCAUUAAUACAGCCAACAGCGCUUGGCUUACUAGUCCAAAGGCAGCUGCUUCCAUUAUCGAUACCUUUGAGGCUCCAGCUCCAGCUACUCUUAGCAGACGCAAAAAGCCAAAGCAGAAGGUGAUAGAAAUCAUGGAUUCGGAGGACGAGGCCCAUCUGUCCCCGUCGCCGCAGACUUCCCCCAACCAACUCUUUUCUUCACCCCCACCUUUAGACCUGUCUAUAUCCGAGGUUGUUGAUGCCGACAUGUCGCUGAGUUUACUGGACCCUGCGCCCGGCUCUAAUGAUGCCACGGCAUCCCAAACACAGGAGCUCUCUGCGUACAUUACCAAGGCAAUUAAAUCAGCUCCCCGGUCAAAGGACCCCACGAGCCCCUCGUGGCAUGAGAAAAUGCUCCUGUACGAUCCCAUUGUACUCGAAGAAUUGGCUGCUUGGUUGAACAGUGGGGAGUUGACGCGGGUGGGAUAUGACGGCGAGGUUAGCCCCGGCGACGUCAAGAAGUGGUGUGAGGCCAAAAGUGUGAUUUGCUUAUGGCAAGUGAACUUGCACGGGAAGGAGAGGAAGCGGUACUGACGAAAAUGUAGGAGUUUUAUUUACUGAAUGCUAAGAGGUUUCAAAGGGGCACGGUUGUAACUUGUGGGCCACUAAUCGGUUUGCUGGCUGUACAGAGUAUAUGUACUUAGAUAGACACGGGUCAGCGUAUCGCAGUGUUAGUCAUCCUAUUUCCACUCAUGGUACAGAACGUGA
Pseudomassariella vexata is the source of this 3156-nucleotide messenger RNA. RefSeq lists its product as uncharacterized. Gene Ontology annotation, cellular component: nucleus; Slx1-Slx4 complex. Gene Ontology annotation, biological process: DNA repair; DNA replication. The record is from RefSeq and is a predicted model, not a curated record. Bases 322 to 2982 code for a protein of 886 amino acids. The transcript has a single exon. Gene Ontology annotation, molecular function: 5'-flap endonuclease activity. Lineage: Eukaryota; Fungi; Ascomycota; Sordariomycetes; Amphisphaeriales; Pseudomassariaceae.